Messenger RNA from Silurus meridionalis, 1953 nucleotides. RefSeq names its product tripartite motif-containing protein 16-like. Lineage: Eukaryota; Metazoa; Chordata; Actinopteri; Siluriformes; Siluridae. The record is from RefSeq and is a predicted model, not a curated record. The transcript has 7 exons. Gene Ontology annotation, molecular function: zinc ion binding; protein binding. Bases 162 to 1832 code for a protein of 556 amino acids.
CAAAAGCCUGUCCUAGGAACCAAGUUACCAAUGUUGUUGUCCACACGGACUUAUUACGGUGUUGCGCACAGGAAGACAGUUGAAUUGUUUAUAUUCUGUAUAGUGCGUUUGUGCCUUGAUCUGGAAACCUAAUCACCUGUUCUGCUUCUUAAACAAGCCAAAUGGCUGAAGCUGAAAAAUCUUACUAUAAAGAGCAGUUUGGCUGUUCGGUUUGUCUGGAUGUUCUAAAGGAACCAGUGACUAUUCCCUGUGGACACAAUUACUGCAUGAGCUGUAUUAAUGAUGUCUGGUCUGGGUUGGAUCUGAACGCUUCCUACAGCUGCCCUCAGUGCAGGGAGACGUUUUCACCCAGGCCUGCUCUGAAGAAGAACACACUUGUGGCUGAAGUGAUGGAGAAAAUGAAGAACGCUUCAGAUCAGUCAUGUGCUUCUCAUCAGGAGUCCUCAACUUGCACAAGAUCGGAGUGUGACUUCUGCAUAGGAGCCAGAAAUAAAGCUGACAAGUUCUGUUUGCAAUGUUUAGCCUCCUACUGUGAGCUUCACCUCCAGCCUCACUUCAAAUCUCCUGUGUUCAUGACACACAAACUAGUGCCUGCAUCUUCAGAGGUCCAGGAGAACAUUUGCUCUCAUCAUGGCAAGCUGCUGGAUAUUUACUGUUGUGAUGACCAGCAGUGUAUCUGCUACAUGUGCAUGGUUGAGAGUCAUAAAGACCACAAAUCAUCAUCUGUUGAGGCAGAGAGGAUGAAAAAUUUGGGUGCCUUGAAACAAACAAUGAUAGAGUGCCAGGAGAUGAUUGCUCAAAGAGAAGAAGGGCUAAUGCAGCUCACCAAGGCCAUGACAUCUAUUAAGAGUUUUGCUCAGAAAGCAGAGGAGGACAGUGAGAAGAUGUUCACCGAGCUGAUCAACUCCAUGAAGACUAAAUGCGCAGAUGUGAAGACGCUGAUCAGAGCUCAGGAAAAGGCCGAACUGAGUCAAGCUGACCAACUUCGCCUUCGUUUUGAGUGUGAGCUCAAGCUGCUGAGGGCAAGAAUCGCAGAAAUACAACAACUUUUAUCUACAAACAAUCACAUCGAUUUCAUCCGGAAACAUGCUUCUAUCCAGGCCAUCUACAUGUCCAAAGACUUACCGUUCAUAACCUGUGUGACUCAUGAUCCUUAUGGAAACAUCCCCCUUUCUGUCGUCAAAGAACACAUCGAGGAUGUUUGUCAACAGGAAGUAGCAAAGAUUUUAAAAGAAGUUAUGAACAUCCAUGUUGUGGAGCCUCCAGAGCCAGAAACCAGAGAGGACUUUUUACACUAUUUCUGCGAUCUUCAUGUGGAUCCAAACACCAUCAACAAUAGUCUUUGUCUGUUUGAGGGAGACAAAAAAGUGGCCCAGUGUCCUCCAGCCCAUCCAUAUCCUGAUCAUCCUGAGAGAUUCGACCGUUUUGCAAAUUUCUUAUGUAACGAGCCUCUUUGUGGUCGUUGCUACUGGGAAGCUGAUUGCAGUGGAAAUGACUGGUCCGUAGCAGUUACAUACAGAAGCAUAGCGCGUAAAGGAGAGAGUGACGAGUGCAGACUUGGGUUUAACUCCAAAUCCUGGAGAUUAUCCCGCUCGAACCAAAUGUUCUAUUUUAGACACAACCGCACUGUACUCAAUCUUCAUCACUUUAAUUUGACAGCUAUCGGUGUGUACCUGAACCACAGUGCUGGAACACUGUCUUUCUACAGUGUCUCUGAUCAGAUGUCCCUCCUUCAUAAAGUCCAGACAAAAUUCACUCAGCCACUUUACGCAGCAUUUGGGGUUGGAGGUGGCUCGUUUGUCCGAAUUCGUUCAAAAGUUGAAGAAUUUUAAAUUUACAUACAUUUAGUUAAAAAAAACAAGUGCAAGAAUACUGACAGAAAUGAAAUGUAAUUAAAAAACAUUUAUUAAAACUAUACCCAAAUAAAAAAACAUUGGCAUCAAAACAAAUACA